AUGGGAAUCGGUUCGGCCGGACUGCAGAUCAAAGGUUGCAAAGAGAUCAUGGCUCUUGAAACAAGCACGGGAUCAGUACCCAGAGCUUUUCAAAAUACGGUCAACUACCUUUCGAGGACCUCAUGUGAGACUUCGUGGAAAGGAACACUUUUGGAUAACCACUUGAAAAGCGUCGCGGAUUCUAAGAAGAACUCUAGCAUAAAGGCGACUUUAGCUUUUGCGGGUAGAAGACACGCCAGCGCAAAAGGUACUCAGGAACAGAGAAAUCCUGCGCCCAUUGCCUUGCCUCACGCAUUUGGACGCAAGCAGGUCUCAUUGGAACAAGGCUAUCACGACGUAUUCAACCUGUUGAGAUCCCUCUUGUGGAAGCCACUCCACAGGGGAUUAAAACCACAGAGAAACGGCUGCACGGGUGACCUGAAGCAAAUCGACUGCCGUGGACUAUCUGGUAUGCCAUUCCUUGCCUUUGCCUACAUGUCCUUCACCUAUGCAGACCAGGCACCUUCGUUAUGCAACGGCCCCAAGCUUUGGCACAUGGGAGACCACAUUCCAGGAAAGCCAUUAGAGGCAUUGAACCCAUCUCGUUGGCGUUCCACGGAGUCGCGAUUGCGCUCGAAUAUUCCGUUAGAGCUAGAGUCAAUUGGAAAAUCAGUCUGGGUGAAUCUUUCAGAAGUAUAUAUCGCCCGGGAACUUGGGUCCGUAGUCACUUUUUCUUUUGUAGACAAUGCAUUCACUCUUAGCACUCUUGUCGAGGAAGACUUUGGUGUAGGUGUUCUGCGCGCAAGUGCUUUUGUUUCCGGAGGGGUUCAAUCUAUCGCCCAUUGA
This is a messenger RNA of Histoplasma capsulatum G186AR, 825 nucleotides long. RefSeq lists its product as uncharacterized. Bases 1 to 825 code for a protein of 274 amino acids. The record is from RefSeq and is a predicted model, not a curated record. The transcript has 5 exons. NCBI's taxonomy places the organism in Eukaryota, Fungi, Ascomycota, Eurotiomycetes, Onygenales, Ajellomycetaceae.